Molecule: messenger RNA, 597 nt
Organism: Rhagoletis zephyria (snowberry fruit fly)
Lineage: Eukaryota; Metazoa; Arthropoda; Insecta; Diptera; Tephritidae
Source: RefSeq, a predicted model, not a curated record
AUGCAGCAACUUAUUCUGUCUUUGCGCCAAACAUUUAGUACAUGGAAGUACAUUAUUCAACGAUUCAACCAGCCAGAGCCACUUUGGGCACUCAACAGCGCUUUACUUCCUUCUACGCAAGAGCCAAAGUCAUUCUCUAUAAAUGAGCUGAUGAGAGAAGGCAUGCUCUGGGGUGUGCCCAAGAAGAGGCCAACCAUAGAGUCUCGCCUGAGGAAGCGUUUUGGUGUACCAAACUACCCACAGAAUACUCGCUUGCUCAAACCUAGAUCCGAUCUUGUCGUUUGUGAGCGUUGCGGCGAUCACCAUGAAGUGCAUACCAUCUGCAGAACUUGUUACAUUGAGGUGAAAACAGAAACCGAGAAGAUAAAGGGCGAAAUCAAGGAGCAAACUGAUCCAUUGGAGCCCAAAGAAAAGGAAGUUUUUCUCAGAUUUGAAAAUGAAAAUGCGAAUGAACCCGUCGACAAGUUUCGCAUCAUUGAAAUCUCUCGUCCUCGACCCAAGUGGUUCACAAAGAAUCUACUAGCGAGAAGCACGGGCAAAGUGGCCCCGACUCGCGAUGUGAUCAUCAACCCUGAGGACACCAUAGGCAAGCAUUGA